Macroventuria anomochaeta is the source of this 1243-nucleotide messenger RNA. Its product is annotated as transcription initiation factor TFIID subunit 14. NCBI's taxonomy places the organism in Eukaryota, Fungi, Ascomycota, Dothideomycetes, Pleosporales, Didymellaceae. Gene Ontology annotation, cellular component: Swr1 complex; NuA4 histone acetyltransferase complex. Bases 194 to 871 code for a protein of 225 amino acids. The record is from RefSeq and is a predicted model, not a curated record. Gene Ontology annotation, molecular function: histone binding. Gene Ontology annotation, biological process: chromatin remodeling; regulation of transcription by RNA polymerase II. The transcript is spliced from 6 exons.
ACAAGCUUGAUUUGUCGCGCCAAGCGGGAGCUGUAGCUGACCUCCGCCCACUUGUCCCGCUCCGCCAAACCGUGGGACGCGACCAGCCACUUGCACCAACCGAACCUCGACCUCCGCUCUCACAACGCGCCUGAAGUCGCGCAACCUCCAGACCACCACCUUUUGAAUCGCCGCACUCUGCAACACCGCCAACAUGCCUGACGUCAAGCGCUGGGUCAAGAUCAUCACCCACCAAAAGCCCAUCGAUGGCCCAUCUCCAGUCGAAGGGUUCCCUAUGCGAUCAUGGAGCAUCGAGAUCUGGCUGCUGGACGACCAAGGCAACGAGGUCAUGCCCACCGUCUACGAGAAGGCCGUCUACAAUCUGCACCCAUCGUUCGACAAGAACAAGCAGACAUUCAAGAAGCCGCCAUUCCGCAUCGAUGAGCAGGGAUGGGGAGAGUUCGACAUGAGCAUCGUCCUCACAGCAGCACACAAGGGCGGCGAACACACACUCAGCCAUGACCUCAACUUCCAGUCUGAGCGGUAUGAGGCCAAGCACCAAGUCACCUUCCGCAACCCCAAGCCCGAGCUUCUCGCUCUCCUGCAAGACUCCGGCUCUGCCGACGCAAACGGCGUCCGCGGCAAAGACGCCUCCAAGAAGAAGGCUCGGCGCGACAAGGCCAUCGACAUGGAAAAGCUGGCCGACGGGCUGCAGAAGCUGAGCGAGGACGACCUGCUGCACGUUGUCACCAUGGUGCACGACAACAAGACAAGUGAGACGUACACCAAGAACGACGUCGAGAACGGAGAGUUCCACGUCGAUCUGUACACCCUGCCCGACUCGCUUGUCAAGAUGCUGUGGGACUUCACAGCCAGCAAGACAGAGUUAUAAGCACACAAAACCGUGCUUACAGGCAGGCUAACAGAAACGCAGUCUUCCCGAGCGUUUGACUGUUACUGUAGACGUCUACGGAACAAUCACCAAAACCAUCCACCAUCUCAACCAUCUCAACCAUUCUGAGCGCGACAUGAAUCCUGAUCACACAGAGCGCUCUGUGUCGAAGCCUAGUCGCGUCAUGAGAGGAGGUGGGAUCGCAUGGUGCACGACGUAAUACCGACUUCUGAUUUUCUAUACAUGCAACCAGGCCACAGCACAUCACGGUGGUGCUGGCCGUUUUUGAAUUCGAAUGAUCUAUUUACGAGCCAUGGAGUUUGGGCAAAAGUAGGGUAGAUACCUCUUCUGGGUAGGGUAUCGCUUAGGAUC